Lytechinus pictus (painted urchin) is the source of this 4746-nucleotide messenger RNA. Its product is annotated as neuronal acetylcholine receptor subunit alpha-9-like. Gene Ontology annotation, molecular function: acetylcholine-gated monoatomic cation-selective channel activity; transmembrane signaling receptor activity. Gene Ontology annotation, biological process: signal transduction; nervous system process; monoatomic ion transmembrane transport. Bases 617 to 1750 code for a protein of 377 amino acids. The transcript is spliced from 7 exons. Gene Ontology annotation, cellular component: postsynaptic membrane; synapse; plasma membrane. The record is from RefSeq and is a predicted model, not a curated record. NCBI's taxonomy places the organism in Eukaryota, Metazoa, Echinodermata, Echinoidea, Temnopleuroida, Toxopneustidae.
AUUAUACUGUUGCUUUCAAAAGCCCUAACACUUUCAGAAGCAGGUUAGUCCAUCCAAAAGACCAAAUUCCAAAAGAAGACAGGUCAGGUAUUGUCUACAAGAUCACCCGCAAAUAUCGUGACAAUUGAUAUGUUCGAGAAUCAGGCAGGGUUCUUAUUGAACGACUAAAAGAACAUAAAAGAUCGCUCAGAUUGAACAAGGGCGUUUUUAGUAGGUCCAUGGAUCGAACAAUCCAUCCCAUUCAGCUGUAGCAGAAAACGCUCUCAGUACAGGUCACAAGAUUGGAUGGGAUGAUGGCCAUGCUAUUGACUUUGAAAGCAACCUCUGGAAAAAAAAGGUGAAAGAAAAUCACUGUGGAUAAAAAUAUUAAUACAGUACUGCAUAGAGACUCUGGAUAUUCGUUGUCACCCAUCUUUGGCCCAGCGAUUAAGAGACAUAGAGUUACAGAUUGCAGGCAGCAUCGUAUAUGACUCAUCACUUGGCUUGAGAAAGUCCACAGGAGUGGAUAAAAGCUUUCCCCCAAAUAUUUAAGGAUUGGACUGAUGAAUUUCUACGAUGGGAUCCCGCUGAUUUCGAUGGACUAACAAGUUUCAAACUGACCUCUGACCUCAUUUGGAUGCCAGAUAUCGUCAUAUACAACAAUGCUGCUGACUCCUACGAUACAUACAUGUUCAACAAGAUUGUGAAGAUCGAACACACUGGCCAUGUGAACUGGGGUUCUCCGCACAUCAUCCAGACGAGCUGCCAGCUAGAUGUGGCCAACUUCCCUUUCGAUUACCAGCAUUGUGAUGUCAAGUUUGGCCCAUGGCAGCACGAUGGAUCUGAGUUAGCAAUCACAGGAUCAGGUGAUAAUACAGUGUAUCGCAGUGAUGGUGAGUGGGAUAUGAUAGGUCUGACUACCGUUACUAAUCAACAAACUUAUCCCGACUCACCCGGCAUAUCGUAUUAUGACGUCACGUACACAAUACAUCUCAGGAGACGGGCGAUGUAUUACGUAUUCAACCUACUGGUUCCUUGUAUCCUGAUCGCAUCAAUCACUCUUCUUGGUUUUCUACUUCCGGUUGAUUCAGGAGAGAAGGUGUCUCUGGGUAUUACAGUCCUUCUCUCACUCACUGUCUUUUUGCUUCUCAUCGCUCAAUCAAUGCCGCCCUCUAGCGUCGUACCCAUUAUAGGUCAAUAUUACGUAUCGACCAUGGUGCUUGUCUCGAUAUCUAUCCUCCUAACGGUGUCAGUGAUCAACCUACAUCAUCGUGGUCCAUACUGCAAACCAGCUCCGAGAUGGGCACGGAGGAUCAUUCUCGGCAGGAUAGCAAAGUAUCUACGGCUCCAACCUGACCAUUUCAAGAACAUGAAGUUUGCUUCGGAUAAGAGCUACUACAAUGCCAACGGAAUCAACACGUCAUCAUCGGGUACCAAUAACUUCAGAAGCAAGAUUGUCGAAAAACGGGAGGGUUACAAGAGCGAGAAGGUGAAGGUGACUGCACCUAACGAGUCUCCAAUUCUCGGCAUCCCCCGGGGCUCCCGUGGAAGGGAAGGCUGCUGUGAUAAUAGCGACGAUCAGACCAUUCUACUCCGACGAAUAAGCGAGCACAUGCGAUACAUCCGUGAUCAUUUUGAAGAAAUCGAUGAUUCUGAAGAUAUCAAGAAUGAAUGGAAGCAGAUAGCAUUGGUUGUCGAUCGUGUAUUCGCCAUCUUCUACGUAGUUGGCUCGAUCGGCACGAUCAUGAUCUUGGUCUUCAAGAUAUCAUGAUCGCACUGAAAGAUGGUGGCUAUCGUCGAUAUAUCGUUAGAUCGUCAUCACAAGAUGGUCGUCUGAUAUGAAGCUUUGUGAUUCUUCUGGGCAGGGAAAUCUAUCUCGAUAUACACAAAGAAGAAUAAAAACUUUCGAUUGCUUGUAUUAGCACUGAUAUAAUUGAGGCGUAUGGAAUGCUGGAGAUGGUCAAAGAAUCCCCAUAAAUAUCAACAAUGAUUCCAGGACUAAAGUAUGUUUUAUCCAAAAGGAUCAUGCAAUCCAGCUAUGUAUAUUGCAAAAAUAAUAUGUGUAACAUAAUUCACAAAUCUAAACGGCUUACUUUUACCGAAAUAGUUCAGACUCAUUUGGAACGUGGUUUGGGUGAUUGUUCGUAAAUCUAUUGAUUUUAAAAGUAGUACAUAGUUUGUAAAAUGGAUUUGACAUUAGAGAAAAGGGAGUGUAUAAUUAUAUAGGGCAAUCAAGAAGUACUAGUAUACAUGUCCGACCCCAAUAUGUUGGAACUUCCUGAAAUGAUUUGUCUCUUUCAUUCUACUACACGUGACUGUUCGCAAUGCAUUUAAAUUAUAUAUGCUCAUCAAGCAAAGUAAGAAUGGAAGAAAAUAUGGGUCGGAUGUAAAUACUAAAACAUUGAUUUUUUUCUUGGCAUUGUCCUACAGUAAAAAAAAAAAGAGAAAAAAGGUAGCGAGAUACAUUUCAUUUCUGAUAAGAUGUAACCAAUAUAUGUAACCCGUAAAAAGGUGUUUUUGGUAGUAUUGUUAUUUUCGUGACAUUGUUGUGUUAUUCUUUAUGGAUAGGAUUGAGUUUUAUCAUUUUGAAGAAGCAGUUUCAUAGGUAAAUUGUGUAAUGUAUACUGCAUGCUGGCUAGGACACUGUAUAUAACGUUUGCAUUUGUAAUAUAAUAAAUUCUGCCCACGGCAAUCAAUCAUGACCAAAGGGCCCUUAAGUAAUGUCAUCAUGGCAGAAUGAUAUACGGGCAUCAAAGUAAAGAAUCAAUAUGUGUUCUUAUAUAUUAAUUUCUUGAUUUUUAAUCUUCAGGUCUCUUGCUCUUGCACCAAGUACCUGUCCAUCAUAAUGAAAUGAUUUGUACAAAGAAACAUACUGUCCCAGAAAAAAGUAGAACGGCGGAAUUUAAUUACUUUGCCUUCAAAAUGUAUUCUUAUCGUCAUUUCUUAAAGCAUCUCCUUAAGUAUUUUAAGAGACAUGCUAUCCUCGUUUUUUGCUGAAUUAAGAAAUUUUUUUUUUUGAAGCGAAAGUAAUGUGAGGAGCUCGCUGCCGUGGCUCAGUACGUCACCUUGUACCGUAGGGGCCGCGGAACCGGGGGGGGGGGGGGGGGGGCUAGUGCUUAUAUAUUCCGAAACCGUGUACAGAACUUUACUAAUUACCAUCUGCUUGUUAAGUUUUUGCAUGGUCAGCCCACGCGUUUCGGGUCAACCACCCUCUUUCAAAACCGUUCCAAGCCCCUUGACUUACUUGAAAUUGAUCAGCCUCACAUCUGCACGCAAUCAUCAGAUCAAUAAACAACUCGCACAUAAAAAAACAAAAGUUCAAUAUUCAGGAUAACGAACGAACUUACCUUUGGUGGGUGCCCAACCCUAACAAAUAAUGAUCUCAAAAGUGCUCAUAGGCUGGGACACCUGCAACUAAGUUGAAUUCACAUAAAACAUGCGAGGCCUCAACUCCCAAGUGUGGACGGAUACGCAUGUAUGAAAUCAUUCGUUCCGGUAUUCACCUAAAAUCUACCGUUCCACUUUUUCUCCGACAAAGUUUUCAGACUUUCAAAUAUGGCAUGUACAGAUAUAAGUAGUAGUUAAUAAGUAGUGUUUUUAAAGUGUACAUAUUUCCUUGAGUCUUCCUCAACCGUGUAUUGGCAAUAAGCAGAGCUGGAAUUUGCUGUUGGAACAUGGAAAUAUUAUAUACCGUUUAAUGGCAUGUACAUUCGAAAUCGUUAGCCACGUGUUCUUGUAUUUUAAUGUGCAAAAUAUAAUGCAUAUUAUAUCCCUGGUUUGCAGGGGCAGCGCCAGAGGAGGUGGGGGGGGGGGGGGGGCUCCCAAUGAUUUUUCAAAUGGUGAAAAGAGGAGAAAAGGAGGCGACGGUGGAAGAAAUAGGAAUAAAAUAUGAAAGCGUAUAGCAAAGGAAUUUUUUGGGGCGUUUAACGCUACAGUACCUCUCCAUAUUCAAUUGAGAGAGAGAAAAUAAAAGAAUGUCGUCACCUAUAGGUCUUCUUGUCUUCUGGACCCCCCUCUAUCGAAGUAAGCUGUCCCCGGCCCUCUUGAUGUGCAAAUGUGCUCUCCAAUUGAAGCACAAUAACAUGUGCCAUAUUUAACUAUCAAAAUGAUAUUGUAGUUAUUUUUGUUCUUUUAUUGACUCGAUAAGUAUCGUAAUGUUGAGGGAAGGGUGAGGGUUCUUUUUGUAAUCCAGUAGUCUCUGUCUCUCAGUUAUACUGCAAAGUUCCAUCGGAACUCUCAAGUACCAGUCUUGUCCUUGGUAAGAGGGCGUUCUUCAAACCUUUUAACGCGGUACAAGAUAUAGAUUUAGCCAUGAAUAAGAGUGCGUAAAGUAAGCACGAUAUAAAAAUGCACAAUGCACAUAAUGCACAAGUUCCAAUACGCACAAAUUGUACUGAGGGUCUUUGCUUUUUUUAUUGACUUAGCUUUGAUUUUGGAUUCAACAUCGGUAGUACACGCCGAUGUGCGAAGAAUGUCAGUGCUAUACACUCAAAUUAAAUUAAAAAGAAAACUGGAAUGUGAAAUAAAAAUAUUGAUAAACAUUUUAAUAAUGUGCUAAAUAGUUCAACUCUUUUGCCUCCCUAAAUGUACAGAUUUAUAUAGAUGAUAAUAAUAUGGAUCUAAUAAUUAUCUAUGCGAUGCUACAUGUAUAUAAACGUGUUGUAUAUGCAUGGUAAUCAUUUACGCAGUACAUUGCUUUAACUACUUGAUUAGAAUAUUCUUUUGGAAUGGAAAUGAUAUUAAAUUUUACCUUUCUUCGAACGUUGA